AGUUGUUACUUAUUUCACAUGCUUAAUUUGCAAGAUAAACAAGCAUUCUCAUGUUGACUGCACACCAAGCUAUAUUAUAAGUAUAGGAGCUAAUUAAGAAGGAAAGCAAAACAAAACCAGAGAGUGAUAGGGAGGAGAAGGAGGCUAGGAAGCCAUGAAGAUGAUGGGGUUUCUCAAGUUUCUUCUUGGCUUGAGUCUCAUGAUCACUAUAAUGGUUAGUACUCCAGUGGUGGAAGCCUGGGGAAAAGAAGGCCACUUCAUGGUUUGCAAGAUAGCAGAGCAAUACUUGACGGAGAACACUUCUAGAGUUGUGAAGGAGCUCUUGCCGGAAUCGGCCGGCGGCGAGCUGGCGGAGGUGUGCUCUUGGGCGGACAAGGUGAGGUUCAGGAUGAGAUGGACGAGCCCUCUCCAUUAUGUUAAUACUCCUGGCGUUUGUACCUUCAAAUAUUCAAGGGACUGUUUCAACUCUCAGGGAGUCAAGGACAUGUGUGUAGUGGGAGCAAUCAACAACUACACUGCACAACUUCAGAGCUAUGGAGAUUCAUCAACUGCAUAUGAUUUGACACAGAGCUUGAUGUUCUUAGCUCACUUUGUGGGAGAUGUUCACCAACCUCUUCAUGCAGGAUUCAAAGAUGAUGAAGGUGGUAACACCAUUGUAGUCCAUUGGUACAGGAGAAAGACCAACCUUCACCAUGUAUGGGAUGUCAAUAUGAUCGAAACAGCUAUGAGUGAUUACUACAACAAAGAUCUAAACGUGAUGAUAGAUUCAAUCCUGAAGAAAAUAGAUCAGAAGGAGUGGUCAGAUGAAGUUAAUAAAUGGGAGACAUGCAGAAGGAAGACAUCAACUUGUGCAACCAAUUAUGCCACCGAGAGCACAAGCAUAGCCUGUGAAUAUGCAUACAAGGAUGUUGAACAGGAUUCUGUAUUGACAGAUGAGUAUUUCGACUCCCGGCUUCCGGUAUUGGAGAAGAGAAUAGCACAAGGUGGAGUCCGAUUAGCUGCAAUACUGAAUGGAUUAUUCGAUUCAAGUUUCAGUGAUUCAGUGAAAACAGAAUGAAGUUACAAAUGAAGCCUAGACUUACUGAUCAUAAAUUUCAGAAGUUUUAAUUUAACCGUUGUUGUAUUUCCAAAUAAGGAACUAAUUCUAAUUGUAACAAUAACACGCUUUGCAUGUUUUAUUCCUCUGUAGUAAAAACAAAGUUACUCUUU
Messenger RNA from Dioscorea cayenensis subsp. rotundata (Guinea yam), 1209 nucleotides. RefSeq names its product endonuclease 2-like. Gene Ontology annotation, molecular function: endonuclease activity; nucleic acid binding. The record is from RefSeq and is a predicted model, not a curated record. NCBI's taxonomy places the organism in Eukaryota, Viridiplantae, Streptophyta, Magnoliopsida, Dioscoreales, Dioscoreaceae. The coding region runs from base 155 to 1057 and encodes 300 amino acids. Gene Ontology annotation, biological process: DNA catabolic process. The transcript has 8 exons.